CCUCCCUUCGCUUGCUCUCUUCCUGAAUUCCUUUCCAAACCCAACGAGCACCUUUCCUCUCACUCUAGGACUCUUCUCACCGCUAAGAACCACCUCGCCACCCCCACCCAUGCAGCCGAGCGGCCGCGAAAUGCAGGGCGGCGGCGGGCAGGACGACUUCUUCUACCAGAUGCUGUCCAAGCUGCCGUCCGCGUGGUCCGAGCUCAGCUCCGGCAAGUUCUCCUGGGAGCUCCCCGCGGGGGGCUCCGAGGACCCCGCGUUCGACGAGUCCGUGCUCCUCGCCUCCCGCCUCCGCCACCACCAGAUCGGCGGCAGCGGGGACAAGCCUGUCAUGCUCCACCUCAGCGACCUACACGGCAUAGCCGCCGGAGGCGGCGGCGAGGAUGGCGGCGCCGCCGGGUUCGUGCCACUGCCGCUGUUCACCGACAGGUCGCGAGAGGACAUGGACGCCACCUUCAAGUGCCCCAAUGCCGCUGGAGCUGACCAGGCGCUGUACAACGGAUUCGGAGCCUCCGGGAUGCAUGGCGCCGCCACCUUGCAGCCGCCGUUCGGGCAGGGCGGAUCAAUGCUGGCGCAGAGCUUCGGGGGAGGCGCAGCCGCUGGUGGCGGGUCGGCGCCGGCCGCACCGGCUGCCGGGGCGUCGUCAGGCGGAGGGGCGGCGCCACCGCGGCAGCAGCGCGUGCGGGCGAGGAGGGGACAAGCCACGGACCCUCACAGCAUCGCCGAACGUCUUCGCAGGGAGAGGAUAGCUGAGAGGAUGAAGGCGUUGCAGGAGCUGGUCCCUAACGCCAACAAGACCGACAAGGCAUCAAUGCUUGACGAGAUCGUUGAUUAUGUGAAGUUCCUCCAGCUCCAAGUCAAGGUUCUUAGCAUGAGUCGAUUGGGCGGAGCUGCUGCGGUUGGCCCUCUAAUCGCUAACAUGUCAUCAGAGGGUAAUGGGAAUGGAAAUGGUACAAGCAACAGCGGAAACGGCAAUGCUGUCAACAGUAACAGCAACGGUGAAAAUGGUGACAGCAGCCUGCGGGUGACGGAGCAACAAGUGGCCAGGUUGAUGGAGGAGGACAUGGGCUCCGCCAUGCAGUACCUGCAGGGCAAGGGGCUCUGCCUGAUGCCGGUCUCUCUAGCCUCAGCCAUCUCCUCUGCGACCUCGUCGUCCCUCGUAUGCCGCCCCUCCAUCCGCUCAACAGGUGGCGCUGGAGGCCCCCUACACGACGGCGGCAGCCCCGCGUCGCCUCCAUUGGUGAAUGGUGCUGGCGGCGAUGGCUCCCGGGCCAUCAAGGAUGAUGGUGCCGGCGGCAAACAGUGAAGUUGGACGCCAUUUAGUCGGGCAGUGUUCUUGGGAGGUUGUGUAUUCAGAAGGGUGUCUUCUAGGGGUGGAAUUGUGAAAUGGCGCAGCUGGCCUUCUCCGUCCACCUUUCCUGACCCUUUUGUUUGUUUAUAAGAAAUGAUGUUUAAUCAUGCAACCUUUAGUUCCAUCUUUUCAUGUUCUUGUGCAAUAGCUUUUCUGAUCUCUUUACCUCUCCUC
Molecule: messenger RNA, 1525 nt
Organism: Phragmites australis (common reed)
Lineage: Eukaryota; Viridiplantae; Streptophyta; Magnoliopsida; Poales; Poaceae
Product: bHLH transcription factor RHL1-like
Exons: 7
Coding region: 110-1306 (398 amino acids)
Biological process (GO): regulation of transcription by RNA polymerase II
Cellular component (GO): nucleus
Molecular function (GO): protein dimerization activity; DNA-binding transcription factor activity, RNA polymerase II-specific; RNA polymerase II cis-regulatory region sequence-specific DNA binding
Source: RefSeq, a predicted model, not a curated record